CUCGGUAAAUCCGCAGUGUCUACAAAUCGGCUGUAGGGCGGAUUUUAGGUUUGUGCUCGUGAUCGCGGCGUGUGUCUCAGACGCUGAUCCGCUCUCACCUCGGAGGGGUUUAUUCCGGGGAGAGAGUGAACUUCUGCUCGGGGAUUAGUCCGGAGAGUUUCAGCUGAAAUGUUGAGCAGGAAAUCGGUGGAGGGGAUCAACAGCAGGCAGGCUGAGCUGUCAGGCUGAGAGAUACACACACACAGAGUGUUUAAGGUUUCCUCAGAAGAGAGACGUCUUUGAUUCCUUUAGAAGACCUCCAUCAGGACACGUCAUGUCGAACCCGGGUGUAAAUGAGAACACUCCUCUUUUGGACAGCACAGGGAGUCUUUACAGGCCGGAGUCCAUUUUCCGAGGGCGGGGCCUGGCCUGCGCCGCCAUCCUGCUGGCCGAGUCUCUGGAGCGCGUGGCUUUUUACGGCAUCACCUCCAACCUGGUGCUGUUCCUCAAUGGCAGCCCGUUUUACUGGGAGGGAACGCUAGCCAGCCAGGCGCCGCUCAUUUUCAUGGGUGUGACUUAUCUGGUGUCUCCGUUCGGCGGCUGGUUGGCCGACGCCUACCUCGGAAAGUUCUGGACCAUCGCAGGGAGUUUCGUCUUGUAUUUACUGGGGAUGCUGCUUUUUCCCUUCGUGUCCAGUGAUAACACUCGGGUGGGGCUGUGCGGAGAGGAGAUGGCGUUUCCUGUCCAGCCGGUGGAGUGUUUCAACACGAGCACCUCACUUCCUGCCAACGUCAGCUGUCCGACCCGGAAGGCCUACUGCAGCCCUGUAAUCUACUCGGGCCUGGUGCUGGUGGCUUUGGGCGUGGGAGCGGUGAAGUCCAACAUCACGCCGUUCGGAGCGGAUCAGGUGAAGGACCGCGGCCCAGAAGCCACGCGGCGUUUCUUUAACUGGUUUUACUGGUGUAUUAAUCUGGGCGCUAUCGUGUCCCUGGGUGGUGUCGCGUACAUCCAGCAGAAUAUCAGCUUCUCCGUGGGCUUCACCAUCCCCACCGUCUGUCUGGGAAUCUCUCUGAUCGUCUUCCUCCUGGGACGCACUGUCUUCAUCAUGAAACCUCCAGACGGCAGCGCGUUCACACACCUGGUGAAGAUCCUGGGAUCGGCCUGCUGUGGAGGACCUGCAGAACCUCAACUGCUCAGGCCAAAGCCGAGUCUGCUGGACGGAGCGAAGGUGGCCUACGGAGGGAGAUUCUCUGAAGAGAAAGUAGAGGAAGUGAAAUCGCUGCUGAAAAUCCUGCCUGUCUUUCUGGCUCUCAUCCCUUACUGGACCGUCUACUUCCAGAUGCAGACGACGUAUUACCUGCAGAGUCUCCACCUACUCAUCCCCGGCACCGAGGCCCAAAACUCCACAGAGCUGCAGCAGACACACUUUAUCUUCCCAGCUGCCUGGUUGACGAUGGUGGACGCUGUGUUGAUCCUGAUGCUGAUUCCUCUGAAGGAUAAAGUUGUGGAUCCCAUGCUGAAGCGCCGAGGCCUGCUGCCGUCCUCGCUGAAGAGGAUCGCCGUCGGAAUGUUCUUCGUCAUGUGCUCCGCCAUCGCUGCUGGUAUUUUGGAGACAAAGAGGUUGGAGAUCGUUCACUCUCAGGAUCCGAUCAGUCAGGACCUGGGUGGAGUGACGUAUUACGCUGCCAACCUGCCGAUAUGGUGGCAGAUUCCUCAGUAUGUCCUCAUCGGCAUCAGUGAGAUCUUCGCCAGUAUCGCAGGGUUGGAGUUUGCGUACUCGGCGGCUCCUCGCUCCAUGCAGAGUGCUAUAAUGGGUCUGUUCUUCUUCUUCUCUGGUAUCGGCUCCUUCGUGGGCUCGGGGCUGCUCGCCAUCGUCGCUCUCAAACCCAUCGGCUGGAUGUCCUCACACCAGGACUUUGGAAACAUCAACAACUGCACACUGAAUUAUUAUUUCUUCCUCCUGGCCGGGAUUCAGGGCGUCACGCUCCUCCUCUUCCUCAUCGUCUCGGUCAAAUACGAUAGGCAGAAAUCUAAAGCCAACCACAGGUCCUCAUUCAACUCCUGACCCACACACACACACACACACACACACACACACACAACACAUACACACACACACACACACAACACACAUUUCCCAGCAUGCCUCAGCCUGUGUCACACUACCCGCCUGCAGUUAUUUAUAUAUUUAACAUUUUUCUCUCUCUCCAGUCGUUGAUUGAAACUGAACUGAUUCCAGAUCAGAUUUAUAAUGUAGGAGUUUUGGGGGUUUCUGUGUUUCGUCUUCAUCACGUUCUCCAUCUCCUUCACCGAGCGACGUCCAGAGAAUAACAGAACCCUGACUGUGUCUCAGGAACGGAGAGAGCGUUAAAGCUUCAUGUGCCUCAGCAGCUUCAGCCCAGUGAAGUGAAGGACGUUUUAGAAGAUGACAGAAAUCUCCACAAACACUUUCAAUCUUCUCACUUUUAUUAAUAUUAAUUUUAAAACAAAAUAGCAGCCUGGAUCUGAACCUUUCCACUCCAGCAGAAAAUCCUGCAUCACUUUUAAAGACUGAAAUGAAAAAGAUUUUCACUCGUCUGCUCGAGCGGCUUCAUCCAUCUCUACUAACCAGUUUACUUUAUUAUUAUUACCAUUAUUAUUGUUAAAUAUAUUUUACUCCGCGAGUGUAGAAAGGUCAUUUCUGUGUGUAAGAGGCAGAGCAGACAUCGCUCUCGGAGUACCUCCUCGACCCCAGGACUUAAUUUAAUUCUUUUCCUUCACCUCCCUCAGGUGAUGAUGAUGAUGAUGAAGGAGAACGUUUCUGAACAGCUGAAUGUAUAAUCCAGAGCUGAAAUUCGACUCCAUCUUUGAUUUAAAAAAAUAAAGACAAUAUUCUAAUUUCACCAUUUCAUUAAACUCCAUGAGCCUCGGCUUUAUAAACCCCAACAAAGAUGGCCGCCGUUUAGCUACGUUAGUUUCAGUGUUAAAUUAAAGAAGGAUGUUUCAGACGACCGGAUUGUUUACGUCUGGUGUCCAUCUGGAAGUUUUAUUUUAUUUUUUAUUUUUUUAAAUAUAUACACUAUAUUGCCAAAAGUUUUGGGACAUCUACCUUUACCUGCACAUGAAUGUAAUAUGGAGUUGUCCCGCCCUUUGCAGCUAUAACAGCUUCAACUCUUCUGGGAAGGCUUUCCACAAGGUUUAGGAGUGUGUUUAUGGGAAUUUUUGACCGUUCCUCUAGAAGCACAUUUGUGAGGUCAGGCACUGAUGUUGGACGAGAAGGUCUGUCUCACAGUCUCCACUCUAAUUCAUCCCAAAGGUGUUCUAUGGGGUUGAGGUCAGGACUCUGUGCAGGCCAGUCCAGUUCCUCCACACCAAACUCACUCAUCCGUGUCUUUAUGGAGCUUGCUUUGGUCACUGGUGUGCAGUCAUGUUGGAACAGGAAGGGGUCAUCCCCAAACUGUUCCCACAAAGAGCAUGAAAUUGUCCAAAAUGUCUUGGUAUGAAGCUGAAGCAUUAAGAGUUCCUUUCACUGGAACUAAGGGGCGGAGCCCAACCCCUGAAAAACAACACCUGAAUUCAAUGAUCUGGAGGGGUGUCCCAAAACUUUUGGAAACAUAGCAUGUAAUAUAACGUGCACUUAGACUGGUAAACAUGGUAUAAAUUUUAGUAGAGUUUUCGGUCUUGUUUUGCUGCUUUCACACUUUUUUUCCUCUCAAACUUUCACAUGUAAUCAGUACAGAGAGAUGUUUAGCGCUUUUUGAGCUCCUGACCAAUCAGAUUGCAGCUCUGAGAACAAGACAAAGGAAAACCAACACUGUGGAUCAGGUGAAAAAUAUUUCUUGGCUAAUGCUCCAGCGUGAAAAUGACACGUGCCUUUUAGUGACGUGACCUGAUGUGACGUCUGGCUUCAGCUGCGUCCGAGCGGUAGCUCAGCACUCAGGACUCUACCUGUCUGACCACACACACCUGAUUUAGCGUGAUUUUAGCUCUGCACUGUGAUUAGCAUGUUUCCGCUAGUCGAUUUGUCCUGAGAAACCACUGACUCUUCGGUCUUUAGACGCAUUUCAGUUCUUCGUGUUUUUGCACUUUUUUAUGGUGGUGUUUUUUUUAAUGCAUUAUGAAUUCAUUUUAAGAAUGUUGUGUAUUUUUUUAAAUAAGGAUAAGAUUGUACUUUAUUCCCGCCGUGUGACUGACGUACCGCUUCACUGAUCCCUCAAAUAAAUGAAAUAUUUCUAAAUC
Molecule: messenger RNA, 4197 nt
Organism: Hemibagrus wyckioides
Lineage: Eukaryota; Metazoa; Chordata; Actinopteri; Siluriformes; Bagridae
Gene: slc15a4
Product: solute carrier family 15 member 4
Exons: 9
Coding region: 314-2044 (576 amino acids)
Biological process (GO): oligopeptide transport; transmembrane transport
Cellular component (GO): membrane
Molecular function (GO): transmembrane transporter activity
Source: RefSeq, a predicted model, not a curated record